AUGCAUAACCAGAUUGAAAUCAAAGUUGAAAGUCCAAUUUCCAUUGCCAACGCCAAUUCCAAUGCACAACAUCUGAUUGUUCAUCAAAGAAAAGGAAAAGUAAACACUCGGCUUGGCCCCGAUUUAUAUCGAGCUUCUCUAAGAGGUGAUUGGAAGGCUGCUAAAACUGCUCUGAGUCAGGACAAAAAUAUAGCUUGUAUUGAGAUAACAGAAAGAGGAGAUAGGGCUCUUCACAUAGCUGCUGCCGCCAAGCAAACUGCUUUUGUCCACAAUCUAGUCGAACACUUGAAUACAAGUGACCUGGAAUUGCAGAAUAGACAUGGACAUACAGCUUUCUAUUUUGCAGUUGUAUCAGGGGUUGUAGAAAUUGCCAAGGUCAUGUACGAAAAAAAUAAGAAUUUGACAACAAUUCGAGGUAGCAUAGGAAAGACCCCACUUGAAAUGGCAAUUUUGCUCAGAAACAGAAAAAUGGUUGAGUAUCUUUACCCAAUUACACCUCUUGAAGAUCUCAAUGCCGAGGAAUGUAUCGAGAUUCUUGUAGCAACUAUCCACACUGACAUGUUUGAUAUUGCUUUGAAGAUAUUAAAUGCGGCGGGUGCAAAAAUUGUUACUUCUCCAACAACAGACAAAGGAAGGGCUUUAAAAAUUUUAGCUCGAAAACCUUUAUCACACAAUCACAGAAUUCAAGAACGGAUAUGGGAAACUCUUGUUAGCAUCAUUUUUACUGUCCCUUAUAUUCCAUAUUUCAAAAGGAUAUAUAGUUCACUUCAAAUGCGGAGACAAGCCAGUCGGUUGGUAAAGGGGCUGAGGGAACAGAUUAUGACAUUACCAGACUCCGACAUCAUAAAACUAAUUCAAGAGACUCAAGUAUUUCAUGAUGCUGCAAAAAUAGGGAAUGUUGAGUUUCUGACUCUGUUUGCUCACUUAUAUCCUGAUCUUAUAUGGAAAGUCGACUUAAAUAAAUACUCCAUAUUUCAUGUUGCUGUUAUAAACCGACAAGAGAAAGUGUUCAAUCUCAUCCACCAAAUAGGAGCUUUUAAGGAUUUAAUUACACUCUAUAAAGAUAAAGAAGGAAACAACAUUUUGCACUUGGCCGGGAAAUUAGCACCUCCAAGCAGACUCAAUAUUGUAUCUGGAGCAGCUCUUCAAAUGCAGAGAGAGCUACAAUGGUUUAAGGAGGUGGAGAAGAUUGUAUCACAUUCAUUAUUUGAUAUGAAAAACAAUGACGACAAAACACCAAGGGAGUUAUUUUCAGAGGAGCACAAGAAUUUAAGCAAAGAUGGUGAAGAGUGGAUGAAGAAGACCGCAACUUCUUGCAUGGUCGUGCCAACUUUAAUUGCCACGGUCGCGUUUGCUGCAACCUUUACUGUACCAGGCGGCAAUAAUGAAACAGGAACUCCAGUAUUCUUGAAGAACAGGUGGUUCACAAUUUUUGUUAUAUCUGAUGCAGUGGCAAUGUUCAGCUCGACAACUUCCAUAAUGAUGUUCUUGUCUAUCUUAACUUCACGCUAUACAGAAGAUGAUUUUCUAUUUUCUUUACCAGCAAAGUUGAUGGUUGGACUAGUUUCACUCUUUGCUUCAAUUGUUUGUAUGGUCUUAACAUUUAGUGCAACCUUCUUUUUGGUGUACAACGAGGAAAAGCAUGAGCAGUUGCCAAGGCUUGUUGCUGCUCUUGCUUGGCUUCCAAUCACUAUAUAUGCAGUGCUAAAUUAUAGGUUAUGGAUUGCCCUAAUCCACUCAACUUGCUGGCCGGCUAUGGUCAUGUUUCAACCAGGAAAGCAUAGGCUUUACUAA
Messenger RNA from Fraxinus pennsylvanica, 1794 nucleotides. Lineage: Eukaryota; Viridiplantae; Streptophyta; Magnoliopsida; Lamiales; Oleaceae. The record is from the annotation of a GenBank genome assembly.